UGUUGGAUCGGUUACUUUGCAAAGGAGGCAGUAGAGAGGGGGAAAUAAGAGUGGGGCGGGCUAAAGGCUUAUUUACAAAGUCUAAGCCCAUCACUCUCACACACACACACACACACACACACAGUCGGUGCACCCAGAGAGACACACAGAGAGAGAGACGGGCCGGGUAAACCCAGCGGGGACUUUCAUUUGGGGAAGUUCGAUUCACUUGAUCUGUGGCUCCCAGAGCCCGGUUUGUUCAGUAUCGAACUGAGCCACGCAGCGAAAGGACACAGACCUGUCAUUGCAGAAGAUGAGGGAAACUAUGCCCCAAACGCCAAUCUUCCCAAGCAUGCUUGGCACCAGUUGUAGCAGUCAUGUGCAGCCAGACAUGCAGGAGAAGUGCGGAGAUCCAGUAUACCAGGACGGCAGUCUGGUGUCGGGAUCCCUCGAGGUACUGAUAGAGCGCUUGGUACCCACGGUGGAUUACUAUCCUGAUCGGACUUACAUCUUCACCUUCCUCCUGAGUUCGCGUGUCUUCAUCCACCCUCAGGAGCUGCUGGCACGAGUCGGGCAAAUCUGCACCAAGCAGUUGGAGACUGGAUCAGAGGCAGAUAAGGCUCGGGUCAAGGAAUUUGUCCCGAAAAUCAUCCAGCUUCUGACCGAGUGGACCGAAACAUUCCCACAUGAUUUUCAGGAUGAGAAAUCGAUGAAGGAACUCAAGGAGAUCACGCACCAGAUAGCACAGCGCGAUGAGGAAAACUCCAGCGUGAAGAAAAGCAUUAGCCAGAUGACCCAAAACCUGAUCCGCAACCUCUCGGCCCACAGUCAGUACCAGGAGGCACGGGAAAUAAUCAAACCGUCAGUCACGGAUAAGCAGACCAUCUUGAAGUCCAAGACUCAGUCCAGCCAGAAGGACAUACUGAGCGUUUGCACUGAUCCCUGUGUCUUAGCUCAGCAGCUAACCCAUAUCGAAAUGGAUCGAUUAAUGCACAUUACCCCAGAGGAGCUGGUGCUUAUAUUCAACCACAUGGAUUCAAUGGACAAUCAUAAGGGUUGCCGUAGCGACAUCAAGAAGACCUACAACUUGGAAGCCUGCGACAACUGGUUCAAUCGGCUCAGCUCGUUGGUGGCCACCGAGAUAUGCAGAGUUGGGAAAAAGAAGCAGAGGACACGGAUGGUGGAAUUUUUCAUUGACGUGGCAAGAGAAUGUUUCAACAUCGGAAACUUCAAUUCGCUCAUGGCGAUUAUAUCUGGCAUGAACCUCAGCCCCGUUGCCAGACUGAAGAAAACUUGGUCGAAGGUCAAAAAGGCAAAAUUUGAAGUUUUGGAAAAUCAUAUGGAUCCUUCCAGCAAUUUCUCUCACUACAGAACAGCUCUUCAGGGGGCAGUGCAGAGAUCCCAGACAGCGCACACUAACCGUGAGAAGAUUGUCAUUCCAGUUUUUAAUCUCUUCAUCAAAGACAUCUACUUUCUGAACAAGAUACACGCCAACAGACUGCCUAACGGGCAAAUUAACUUUAAGAAAUUCUGGGAAAUUGCCAAACAGAUCAGUGAGUUUAUGAUGUGGAAACAGGUAGAAUGUCCCUUUGAAAAGGACAAGAAGAUCAAAAACUAUCUCCUGACAGCUCCUGUCUACACAGAAGAAGCACUUUACUUGGCUUCAUUUGAGAGUGAAGGACCUGAGAACCACAUGGAGAAGGACAGCUGGAAGUCACUCAGGGCCACACUGUUAAACCGGGCGUGAAGCAGCCACUUUGUGCACACAGAACUCCGCAAAUCAUUUGCACUGCAUCCGAUUUUCGCUCCGUUUGGAAGAGAAGAGACUUGGUUUGGUCACUCGCUUUAAAUUUGUAAAUUUGGUUUAGAUUCGGAUUCGGAUCGUGACUGUACAGAGAGAAAGAGGCCAACUCUAGGGGCUUUGGUCCCACUGGCUGGGAUAAGUUUAUUCAAUGCCUUUUACAGCAGACAAUGUGCUAUGACUUAAAGUCACUUGUAAAAUAAUUGGAAGACUACGAGAAGGAAGAAGACUGACUUUUGCCACGGGGCUGGACCCUUUAAUAAAGAGAAGCAUCACGGGAGAUCCCUGACUGCUGUUUCUAUGGAUACUGGUAGAAAUAGGACAAUGGCAGCCUAUGAGAAAUUCCUACUACUGUCAAUUCAUCCUUUGUUUUGUGACAACUUGCUGCUUCUGUUUGUGUGUGUGUGUGCGUGCGAGUGAGAGAGAGAGUGGGAGAUAGAGUGAGUUACGGGUAUAAACAGAACAGAAGGGACUAUAUUGCACCAGCCCAGAAUCCUGCUGAACCUAUGUCGGGGCAGGGGAGAGGACAAACUUUAAACAGACAAGAUUAUCCAAGGCAGAGAAUUGAUCAUCCAACAUGGAGAAUGUAAGGGUGUUUGUAGACUGCAUCUUAUAGACAGACCAUUUUAUAAAGCAACCCCAGUAUGCUGCCUAUUCAGAAUGUGCAGAUUUAUUUAAUGUUGUGAACUAUAACUCAUAGUUUUCAUUGCUCUUAUGGAUUGAAGAAUAUUUAUUUUGUGCACCAACAACGUCCCACUUUACACACAGUAAAAUGAAGGACUCAUUUUCUGCCCGAAUGCGUAGAUCGUUCAGUAACACCUAAAACCCGUCAGUCACAAGAACGAGGGGAUCCACGACUUUGCCAUACUGCGGUGAAUCGACAACAAAUACUGCCUCUCCAACUCAACCCCAUCUUACAACGGUUUACCUCGUCCACAAAAGCAUUCAUUCAAGGCAACCUUACAAAAAUGUUCAAGUUGAAAGUGCCUGACUUGCUGAGCGUCUUCUACAUUUUCUGGUGCUCAUGUUAACACCAAACUGUUAUUUGAUGUUGACUUAGCUCGUAAAGUUUAAAAGUGCCUAAAUUCUAUAUAAGAUGCACCCCCCCCCCCCAAAAAAAAUCUAAGGCUGGUCUCACUCUGCCAGACCCCACACCAGGGAUCAGUGCAGGAUAAUUAGUCCGGUACUGAUCGUGUGUCCCAUCUGUAUUAUUGUGCAUGGGUUGUGUGUGGAGGCCUAUAAAUACACAGUGGACAGCAACCACUGUGCACCUAUCUCCAGCAUUAGAUAGAAAGUUAAACUUGUCAACCUUGGGCGAAACCCAUCCUAGUUAUCCCUCAUAGUUUGGAAAGCAGGUCCAGGAUGAGUUUUGUGCAAAGGGUGUGUUAAACUGCUCAAAGGAGAAGCAGGACCCAAGCAUCGUUUGCCUGGUAUUCAAUAGGGAACAUUAUUGCUGUGGCUCUAGUGGGCAGAUAAUGAAAGGGCAACCUGUGAGAUGUCCAUUCCACCAACACAACUGAUGCAUGGUUGAUAAAUGAAUGGUCAGAGCAAACGUAAUUAGUAUAGAUGAUUUAGAUAUACUAAACUAGUAUAAAUGGGUACGAUAGUUGGCAGGGACAUUGUAGGCUGAAGAGCUUGUUUCUGUGCUCUAUGGCCCUACACUCCUUAUAGAAGUGCAUGGGACAUGAACCAGCUCCAAUAUAACACUGCAUCAUUCUGGUGCCCAGGGCUGGCAAAGUGUUUCUCUCUUUACAUCGGGUAAAGGAUGGGUUCCUGGCAGUGUUCCCAGAGCAGGAUAGUCAAACUGGGUCGAACUAUAAUCCCAGGAUCUGCUCUAACUAAAUCUGUGAAAAGGCUUUGGAUACUUCACAGAAUUCCACGAGCAGGCUAAGAGAUUCCUGCGCCCCCAUAAUAUGGUCUGUGAUAAUCUCAUUCUCCCUCCCGAGAAUCCCAUGGAAACUAAAUCAGGACAGUGGGAGCUCUAAUUAUUGUACAACCGCAGCAUAACCUUUCUUUUAGACUCUCACAUUAAACACAGUUUGGUCAUGAGACAGAGAAAGAACCAGCUAUUUACGUACUUUUGUAGUACAUUCACUGGUGCAAAGUGGUAUACAAAAUGCCGCAAAUCUUUCAUCUGAAAUAUGUACAAAAAAUGGUGAAAAAAUCCUCAGCAGGUCAGGCAGCAUCUAUGAGCAGAGAAAAAGAGUUAGUAUUUCAGGUCGAAGACUCUUCAUCAAAGAGUUGAUGAAAAGUCACUUUCACUUUCGUUGGGGGUUCCUUAACCUGUUGUUUUGCCUGGAUGAUUUAGGCCCAAAGUGCUCAUUCUAACUACAUGCCGGUCCCACAUUGUGUAAUUCCUUUGCCCUCCCCCUGACACAUCCAUUGUUACUGUGGGUAUGGGAUGGCCACUACUGUCAUUAAAAGCUGUUCCUUCCCCAUAGUCAUCAAUAAAUACACUGACAUCACACUUCUACCUUUAAUGAACAACAAGAAACAAUGAAAAAUUUGUUAGCAAGGCAAUCCUCAUGUGGGCUAAAGCGCAUUGGAUUAGUUACAUGUUCAACGGCAGGAAGGUUUGCGUUCCAAUUAGAUCAAAGAGCAUUCAUCCUUAUUCACUGUGACAUAUAACCCAUUCGCGUCACUGGUUGGUGCAGUGCCGCUGAUACACACCUCACCUUGCCAGACCCCGGGACCCCCGAGUAUUUACCUGAAACGUACAUAAACAUUGCUGAAGGAAGUGACAGCUGCAUGCUUUUUAAUCUUUACAAGGACAGGGCUUUUGUCUGGAUUUAUUGACUCAUGGCACCUAGAGAGAUCAUCGCGUGCAGCCAAGGACAAGAAAUUAUUCAACAAAUCCUCCAGGCAUUUUCUGAAGCUCACCAUGUGCAUUUAUAAUUUUGAAAGAAAAUUUAACAACCUCGUUCUGAGAUGCUGCUCAUGUUGAAGUGGGAACAGCAUCUAAAUCGAUCGAGUAAACGGCAGCUCCUUCUUAGAAACUGACUCGGGUCGGGUGCGUGGGCAAAAAUAGUUUGUGGGUUCCUGCAUUGUGAGCAAGAGACCGAUUCAACGGCACUUGCAAGCAGAUCAGAAAGCACUGGCUUCAGUGUCACUUGACCAGAAGGCUAUCACAGAAACCACACCAGUAUCAACACAGCUCCCUCUUGUAUCUAUCCAGAACUUAAAGCAAGCUCAAAUCUCUAUAUAUGCCUCCUCCCUUGAAAGGAUAACAACAUCCUUCACUUCCUUGCAUGGGAGAUAAUUCACACCCUCCCCAAAGAAUGUCAGGCCUGAAAAUGAAUCUUUUAUUUUAUCCCCCCCCCCCCCCCCCUCUGGAGGGUUUAUGUGUUCAAAAGCACUGAAUGCAUCAUGCAACAGUCUCAAUGUUUUAAUUGUUUGGUUUUGGUUUUUAUAAAGAUACAAACACAAAAAAUAAAUUAUGUGAAAAUCA
Molecule: messenger RNA, 5228 nt
Organism: Amblyraja radiata (thorny skate)
Lineage: Eukaryota; Metazoa; Chordata; Chondrichthyes; Rajiformes; Rajidae
Product: ras-GEF domain-containing family member 1A
Exons: 14
Coding region: 293-1726 (477 amino acids)
Biological process (GO): Ras protein signal transduction
Cellular component (GO): plasma membrane
Molecular function (GO): guanyl-nucleotide exchange factor activity
Source: RefSeq, a predicted model, not a curated record